Molecule: messenger RNA, 1614 nt
Organism: Symbiodinium natans
Lineage: Eukaryota; Dinophyceae; Suessiales; Symbiodiniaceae
Source: the annotation of a GenBank genome assembly
AUGUUGGCCCUUGCAGUCCGGUUGGCGACGUUUGCACAACUUGCGCAUGCUGUCGCGGGCAGUGUAUGGAGGAAUGAUUUCUGUCCCGAGUUCGAAAAAGUCCAAGCGGGAACAUUGCAAAUUGAGAAAGCCCUUGUCGGAAAGCAUCUUACGUUCGUUGUGCCCACCUUCGACAUGACUGAUCCGACUUCAAGCCACUGGAAUGAUGGACAGCCGGUUGGACCUCCAGAAAAUGACAUGGAUAUCACCCACAAGGUACACGGAUACCACGCAUCGAUUCUGAAAGCAGUUUCCAAGGUCGCGAACUUCACAUACACCAUUCGCCUCAACACGGUUCCGGGUGCUUCAACCACCACAUGGCUGUUGCAACAGUCUCCGAACUAUGAUGCCGUCCUCGGCUCCUGGUCGGACAGCCUUGUGCGCCGUGAAGCUGGCUUCCUGCAGCCGUACCCGCUCGUCACAAAGGAUUUGAAGAUGAUCGUGCAGAGGAAGAUUGACAGCCCGUCGGUAUGGUCAGUCAUGUUCACCUUCCUGAAGCCCUUCUCAACAAGCCUCUGGCUGCUGCUCUUCGUAUGCUCCCUAGUGACAGCCGCGUUCAUGUGGUUUUUUGAGACGUCCCGGGUCUCCAUCGAGGAGGGUGGUGAAGUGGAGGUGUCGGAUGGUUCGGAGGGUGCACUGAAGUCGGUGUGGCUCUCUGGCCUCCAGUUCACGGGGGGUGGGGGCUACACCCCUGUGACGGCGUGGGGUCGGCUGCUCCUGCUGUCUUGGAGCUUCCUCAUCAUGGUGGUUGGGGCCGCUUAUACGGCCAAUUUGGCCACCUUCCUCAUCGUGCACCAGACCGCGUCGACAAGCCUCUCGUCGUUCGAGGAGGCCAAGCAGCAGAACGCCAAGGUUUGCGCACGAAUGGAGUGGUCCAUAGGCGAGUUCCUGAGGGAGAUCGCGGAAGGAAAAGUCCGCUUCGUGGAUGUGAGCCCCAAACAUGCCGACGGAAUCCGCGAGUUCCUGGACGACGGGAAGCUCGGCGAGGACCGUAGGAAGUGCGAAGCCUAUGUCAGCUACCAAGACAUUGGGAAGCUGUACUUGAACGAAAAAGCCUUCAACGAUGCCUGCAAGUACGACUUCGUCGGUCCGAGCAUCAAACCGCUGACGGGAGGAUGGCCCAUCUCCAUCAUUCAGCACGGUUGUCCCCAGCUUCUGCUGACUUCCUUGUCCGUUGCAUUGAAGUACCUGGACAAGGAGGGUACGGUGAAGCGCAUUUGGAGCGACUUCGCGUCAAGCAGGGCAGACAUGGACCAGUCAUGCAGUGUUCCAGAGGUUUCAGACAGUGCUUCGAUGGGUGUUUACGACAUGGCCGGCGUUCUCUCGCUGCACGCUUUGUGUCUGAUCCUGGCCCUAGCAUUUUGGGCCUUUUGCAAGACACAGCCACUUCGCGAAAGUAUGGAUGAGCGGACGACAUUCAAAGCAUGCUGGUACGAAGGUGGUGACGAAGAGUCAGUGUCACAGAGUGCCGAUGAGACGAAGGUCACACAGAAUGAGGUCGACAAAGCCUGUGACGAAGCCAUGCAAGCUCUGCAGCGCUGGAGACAGGUCAGACAAUCCUAUCAGGAUGCCUGA